This is a messenger RNA of Saccoglossus kowalevskii, 1458 nucleotides long. RefSeq names its product tolloid-like protein 2. NCBI's taxonomy places the organism in Eukaryota, Metazoa, Hemichordata, Enteropneusta, Harrimaniidae. Gene Ontology annotation, biological process: proteolysis. Gene Ontology annotation, molecular function: metalloendopeptidase activity; zinc ion binding. The record is from RefSeq and is a predicted model, not a curated record.
GCUGUAUAUCUUCAUCAUCAGGGAUCUGGUACCUUACACAUCUACUAAUCGAAAUACUGUUCCAGGGCAUCUCUGACAGACAACAUGUACCUGAAUGUAUUAACAUUACUUACUGUCUUUAUGCUGUCAAAUGCAAUCGAGGAAACCGGCGGCGAUGUAGGCGACCCGUGCGGAGACGAUAAUAUCCUCAUUGAACAUGAUAUUGCAAUUCCAAAGAAGGAGUACUUCUCACAUAUGUUCAGGAAAAGAAGGGCUGUUACCAGUAACCAGGAGAAAAAGUGGCCAAACGCUAUAGUUCCCUAUACAAUCAAUAAGGAAUUAAAUAGCUAUCAACAUGACGUUAUCAAGAAAGCCAUUUCCCACUGGGAGGAACACACAUGUAUAAGAUUUGUUGAACAUAAGAAACAACAAGAUUAUGUUGAAUUCGCGCAUGGGAACUGUGGAUGCUGUUCUCUUGUUGGACGCCGUGGUGAUGGUAGACAGCAGGUAUCACUUGAUGUGAUUUGUACUGAAUUUGGCAUUGUUGUACAUGAGAUAGGACAUGUAAUUGGUUUUUGGCAUGAACAUAAUCGACCAGACAGAGAUAAAUUUGUUAAAAUAUAUGCGGAGAAUAUCAAGCAUGAUAAAAAAGACCGCUUUAUCAAGAAAAAUACCUUAGAGAUUAACUCCUAUGGUCAAGCAUAUGAUUACAACUCCAUAAUGCAUUAUCGUCGAAAUACCAAUUCCAGGAAUGGAAAGGACACGAUAGAACCACGGAUGCAUGACGUAGAGAUAGGGCAACGAGACGGUCUGAGUCAAAGUGAUGUAAUCCAGGCCAGAGAAUUGUAUCAGUGCCCCAAACCAGCUUGCAGCUAUACUUUGACAGAGCCAGAGGGUGUGUUGAAAUCCCCCUAUUUCCCAUACAACUAUCCAAAAAACCAUGAAUGUCAUUGGGUUAUCAAAACACCACCUGAUAGUAAAGUGAUUCUUAAAUUCAUCAAGUUUGACAUGGAAUACACAGAAGUCUGUGGCUUUGAUUAUUUAGAGAUCAGACUGGGACUCCACUCGACGUCACCUUUGUAUGAUAUAUAUUGUGGUGAUGAGUUACCGGAACCUGUGGUGUCUCAUUCAGGACUGUGGAUGAAGUUCCGUAGCGAUGACAGUAUUGUAAGGUGUGGAUUUAUGGCGAACUAUUCCAUUGUACCAAUGGAGCCAACCAUAACCAGUGGAAGUGGGGAUCAAUUGUAUACCAGUAAUGUUGGAGAUCUGAUACCACAAAAUGAUGGUUAUCCUCAUCCAAGACAUAACAUGCUGUCUUCACAAACAACAACACAAGCUCCCUGUGAACUAAUCUGUUGGUUUUUCCAUUUCUGUCGUUGUAAAAAUCAAGUUGUUGACGUACUAAAGAGUGAUCAGUCAUUAGAAUCUAGUGGAUAUGAGGUAUCAGUAACUGCUGAAUAUAGCAGUGCUGAAGAGUAA